Messenger RNA from Nycticebus coucang (slow loris), 1093 nucleotides. RefSeq names its product mediator complex subunit 8 (gene MED8). The record is from RefSeq and is a predicted model, not a curated record. The coding region runs from base 39 to 869 and encodes 276 amino acids. Gene Ontology annotation, cellular component: mediator complex; core mediator complex. Lineage: Eukaryota; Metazoa; Chordata; Mammalia; Primates; Lorisidae. The transcript has 7 exons. Gene Ontology annotation, molecular function: RNA polymerase II cis-regulatory region sequence-specific DNA binding; transcription coregulator activity. Gene Ontology annotation, biological process: regulation of transcription by RNA polymerase II.
UGUGGGAAGUUAUUAGGUUGUAACUUGGAAAGGCAGAGAUGCAGAGUCCAAGAAGACGGCUCAAGAAGAGGGAGGAGAAGCAGCUUGAGGCAUCCUUAGAUGCACUGCUGAGUCAAGUGGCUGAUCUGAAGAACUCACUGGGGAGUUUCAUUUACAAGUUGGAGAACGAGUAUGGCAGGCUAACCUGGCCCUCUGUCCUGGACAGCUUUGCCUUGCUCUCUGGGCAGUUGAACACUCUGAACAAGGUCUUGAAGCAUGAAAAGACACCCCUGUUCCGUAAUCAGGUCAUCAUCCCUCUGGUGCUGUCCCCAGACCGAGAUGAAGAUCUCAUGCGGCAGACUGAAGGACGGGUGCCGGUUUUCAGCCAUGAGGUAGUCCCUGACCAUCUGAGAACCAAGCCUGACCCUGAAGUUGAAGAGCAGGAGAAGCAACUGACAACAGACGCUGCCCGCAUUGGUGCCGAUGCAGCUCAGAAGCAGAUCCAGAGCUUGAACAAAAUGUGCUCAAAUCUUCUGGAGAAAAUCAGCAAAGAGGAGCGAGAAUCUGAGAGUGGAGGUCUCCGGCCGAACAAGCAGACCUUUAACCCUGCGGACACCAAUGCCUUGGUGGCAGCAGUUGCCUUUGGGAAGGGGCUGUCUAACUGGAGACCUUCAGGCAGCAGUGGUCCUGGCCAGCCGGGCCAGCCAGGAGCUGGGACAAUCCUUGCAGGAGCCUCAGGAUUACAGCAGGUGCAGAUGGCAGGAGCUCCAAGCCAGCAGCAACCAAUGCUCAGUGGGGUGCAGAUGGCUCAAGCAGGUCAGCCAGGGAAAAUGCCAAGUGGAAUAAAAACCAAUAUCAAGUCAGCUUCAAUGCAUCCCUACCAGCGGUGAGUGUGGCCGGCAACCUCCACUCCCAGGUGCUUUUUGCAGAGUUAAGCAGUAAAAUACCUUUUGUUCAAGGCCCACCUAGAUGGGCACAAUAAAAAGAACACAGGCUUUCAGCAACAAAUUCCUCUAUCACUGACUACUUGUGUGACACCUUGAGCAAGUGACCUAAUUGUCUGAGCCUGUUCUUAUAGGGUUGUUGUGAGGAUAUGAAAUAAUAGGCAUUCAAU